Molecule: messenger RNA, 1923 nt
Organism: Talaromyces atroroseus
Lineage: Eukaryota; Fungi; Ascomycota; Eurotiomycetes; Eurotiales; Trichocomaceae
Exons: 3
Coding region: 1-1923 (640 amino acids)
Molecular function (GO): hydrolase activity
Source: RefSeq, a predicted model, not a curated record
AUGGCGAUUGAGUUCGCAGACGAAAGUUCCAUCCCCAAUGACUGGCGCACGAGACAGCCAGGUCUUACCAUUUGGCUCAUCUACGCCGUGCCUCGCACACUCUUGCAACUUCUUUUCUACAGCCUCUACUACAUCCCCAGCUCUCUCCGCCAGAACAGCACAUGGACCUACCGUCAAGCCCUCAAGACACAGCUCGUGAAAACAAUCUAUGCUGGCCCCAUUACGGAGUGCGGCUAUACACAAGCACUGAGCCUGGAGGCCGGCAAGACGGGCGAUCAAUGGGUGGUUUUGAAACCUGCGUCGCCAAACUUCUACCGCGGACCAUUCGCUAGCAGCAGCACUGUGAGUCCGGAAAUACUUGGAGGAACCUGGUAUCCCGAUGUGCCGCCUACUACCGCCGCUGCUGCGGACGAUGGCGGUGACAAUCUAGUCAUCCUGUCCUUCCAUUCCGGGUCGUUCCUUUGGAUCACUGGCCGGCCAAGUGAUUCCGGCUUUGUUGCCGACACGCUCAAUAAAGCGGUCAGCCCUGGCACGCGCUCAUUUUGGCCACAGUAUCGACUUGCCGGUGCCAGAGAGAACUCAACAACGUACCCAGGGCCCAUGCAGGAUGCGAUAACGGCAUAUGUAUACCUGGUCAGGGACUUGGGUAUCUCGCCGCGCCGCAUCGUGCUCGCAGGAGACUCCUCCGGCGGGACCAUCGCCAUGGCUCUGUUGCGAUACCUAGACUCGCUUAAUAGAAGUCUACACGCUGAAGACGCGAGCGAGGCAGGCUUCGACCUCGCCAUUCUACCACCCCCUAGAGCGUGUCUCAUGUUCUCGCCAUCUAUCGAGUAUACUGUCGAAGGCGACUCGCGCACCGCGAAGGAAAAUCGAAAUGGCCGAACGGACUACUGCAGUGGAUGCAUGAUGGCCUGGGGAGCAGCAGCGUUUGCGCCGCCGGGAAUCGUGCGUUUGGAUGACCCGUAUUUGUCACCGGCUCUGCAUCCGUUCGCCACGCCCGUGCCUCUGUUUGUGCAGGCCGGGGGUGGUGAGGUGCUCUGCGACAGUAUCAGAGGGUUUGCCGAGGCCAUGAGCGCUGUGCCGGGGAAUACCGUUGAGUAUAUGGAGGUUCCAGUCCUUCUCCUCGGCGGCCACGGCAAAAUCGCCCUCUACCUCACCCCGCUCCUGCUCGCGCGCGCCUGGAGCGUCACCAGCGUAGUACGCAAUGCAGAGCACGAGUCUGAGAUCCUCAAGCUAGGCGAGGGCCACCCGGGCAAGGUCUCCGUGCUACUGUCCAGCCUAGACGACGUCAAGACGCAGGCGGAUGCGCAGGCCAUUCUGGACAAGGUGCGGCCGGAAUAUGUCGUUUGGGCUGCUGGCGCCGGCGGCAAAGGUGGUGCCCAGCGCACCUACGCCAUCGACCAAGAUGCCGCUAAGCACUUCAUAUCUAGCUCCUUCGCGACGCCCAGCGUAACCAAAUUCCUACUCAUCAGCCACAUGGGCAGUCGCAAAACGCAAGCGUCAUGGAUCCCCGACGCCGCGUGGGAACGCACCAAGAAGCUCUGGAGCAGCGUGUUACCGGACUACGCGCGCGCAAAAUGGGAGGCUGAUCAGCUGCAAACCGCGCUGGCGGCAGUGGUGAAGCGGCGGGAACCGAAUAGGAAGUUUCAGAGCAUUAGUUUGAGGCCCGGGUUGUUGACCGAUGAGCCGGCGACGGGCAAGGUUGAGUUGGGGCGUGUGUCGGCGGUGGAGGGCUCGGUGUCGAGGGAGGAUGUGGCGAUUGUGGCGGAUCGCCUGUUGGCGAGGGACGAUACGGAGGGGUGGAUUGAUUUGCUGGGUGGGCAGGAGCCCGUGGAUGAAGCGGUGGAGAGGGUUGCGAAGGGGAAGAUUGAUGCUAUUGGGGAUGAGGAUGUGGAAGGGAUGAUUAAGAAGUUUGGUUUGUAG